Messenger RNA from Lodderomyces orthopsilosis Co 90-125, 1278 nucleotides. RefSeq lists its product as uncharacterized. The coding region runs from base 1 to 1278 and encodes 425 amino acids. The record is from RefSeq and is a predicted model, not a curated record. Gene Ontology annotation, molecular function: monoacylglycerol lipase activity. Lineage: Eukaryota; Fungi; Ascomycota; Pichiomycetes; Serinales; Debaryomycetaceae. The transcript has 2 exons.
AUGGUUGAUUAUCACUUGGUUAUACUAGUACACGGUGUUUGGGGAAACUCAUCACACUUAGCUUAUAUUGAGAAACAGAUUAACGAAAAUGUCAAACCCACUGAUGGAAGCAGGUUAUUGGUGUACAAGACAGGGUCUCAUUCUGGAUAUCUUACCUAUGACGGUAUUGACGUCAAUGGGAAACGAAUAACCGAUGAGAUAUUGGAACAAACGAAACAAAUCAUUGAUAACGGCGAUGCGGUGACAAAAUUCUCCAUUAUUGGCUACUCAUUAGGGGGAUUGAUAUCCAGGUAUGCCAUUGGUAUUUUACAUAAGCAAGGUUACUUCAACAAGAUUGAACCAGUCAACUUUGUCACCUUUUGCACUCCGCAUGUUGGCGUGCUGAAACCACACACCCAGAAUUUAUCAGUACGAUUGUACAAUAAUAUUGCCCCGCAUUUCUUGGCCAUCACUGGCUCCCAGUUUUUCCUCAAAGAUAAGAUUGGUGAAUUUAACAAGCCUUUGUUGGUAUGGAUGGCAAAUCCAAGCUCGGCAUUCUACUCGGCGUUAAAGCUGUUCAAAUAUAAGGCUUUGUAUGCUAACGUAGUCAAUGACAAGCGUUGCUGUUGGUUCACUUCCUCCAUCUCCUUAACUGAUCCCGUCAAUUCACUGUACAAUAAACUACCCCAGAACAUAACCGCUGAAUAUAUCAAAGACUAUGAGCCCAAUGUGAUUGAUGCUUCUAAACCAUUUUACUAUGAACAAAAAUUUAAGGGACAAACUUAUGGCAAGUCUUCUCGUCGUGGGUUAUUCUGGAAGACGUUGAAUUGGUGCAAGUUAAUUGGAACUAUAGUGCUUUAUGCACCCAUUAUGGGCCUAUCGUUCAUUGUAUCUUCAAUUUACCAACGAAUUCAAACUUUGAAUAGACUUCGUCAUUUUCAUAAUGAAAAAGCAAAUAAUUUAUCCCAUCUAUAUGAAUAUGAUGAAAAGACGUCGUUGUUGACUGAUUUGUCUAAUAAGUUAGAGGAUGAACAGGACACGAUAGUUGAAGACAUGUAUGGAGCCAUGAAUUGGAAAGUGUCUCAUUCGUCUUCUAAUUUUCCACCAAUUACGUUAGAUGAAUCGCAAAAGUUCAUAGUAGAGAAAUUGAACACUUUGGGAUGGAGCAAAUUCCCCAUAAUUUUGAGGCAUACUCCUUCAACUCACGCUGGUGCUAUUGUCAGACAUGCUGAUCCAAAUUUUGAUGAAGGAAAGGUUAUCGUUCGUCAUUUUAUUGACAAUGUUUUCAGGUUAGAAUAG